UUUGUAUUUUUAUUUUAAUUGCAGCCACCCGGAACACCAGCACGUCCAGGCGGUAAUCAACCCAGACCACCACCAAGAGGCGAACCAGGACCAGACCACGUCCACAUGCCCGGUAUGCCCUUCGAAUUUGAAUAUGCCGUCAACGAUGUCGAAACCGCCAACGACUAUGCCCACAAGGCCAACAGCGAUGGCGAUGUGGUGACCGGUGAAUAUCGCGUCCAACUGCCCGAUGGCCGCACCCAAGUGGUACGCUACACCGCCGACUGGAAGACUGGCUAUCAUGCAGAUGUCAGCUAUGAAGGUGAACCUCAAUAUCCUCAGGGACCCGGUGGCAGACCCGGCUAUAAAUACUGAUUCGUGACUCCAUAACAUGU
This is a messenger RNA of Musca vetustissima, 374 nucleotides long. RefSeq names its product pro-resilin-like. Lineage: Eukaryota; Metazoa; Arthropoda; Insecta; Diptera; Muscidae. The record is from RefSeq and is a predicted model, not a curated record. Gene Ontology annotation, cellular component: extracellular matrix. The transcript has 2 exons. The coding region runs from base 106 to 354 and encodes 82 amino acids.